Molecule: messenger RNA, 453 nt
Organism: Panicum hallii
Lineage: Eukaryota; Viridiplantae; Streptophyta; Magnoliopsida; Poales; Poaceae
Product: PE-PGRS family protein PE_PGRS26-like
Exons: 2
Coding region: 1-453 (150 amino acids)
Source: RefSeq, a predicted model, not a curated record
AUGGGGACGGCGGCGGACGGCUGCAUGGCGCGGGCUGUGAUAGGGACGGCCGGGGAUGGGGAGUUGGAGACGGCCGGCGGCGGUGGCGGGAAUGGGGAUGGCGGCACGGCGCGGGCGGGGAUGGAGACGGCCGGGGAUGGGGAGUUGGAGACGGCCGGCGGCGGUGGCGGGAAUGGGGACGGCGGCACGGCGCGGGCGGGGAUGGAGACGGCCGGGGAUGGGGAGUUGGAGACGGCCGGCAGCGGUGGCGGGAAUGGGGUCGGCGGCACGGCGCGGGCGGGGAUGGAGACGUCCGGGGAUGGGGACGGCCGGCGGCGGGGGGAUGGGGACGGCGCUGGCAGGGAUCGGGGCGGGCGGCGGCAGCAGGGAUGGGGACGGUGGCGGCGGGGAUGGGCACGGCAUAGCAAUUACCAGAUCAAGAUUCCAAUUGUAGAUACUGUGUCCAGAAAAUAG